Hevea brasiliensis (rubber tree) is the source of this 441-nucleotide messenger RNA. Its product is annotated as polygalacturonase-like. The record is from RefSeq and is a predicted model, not a curated record. The transcript has a single exon. The annotation marks the transcript as partial. NCBI's taxonomy places the organism in Eukaryota, Viridiplantae, Streptophyta, Magnoliopsida, Malpighiales, Euphorbiaceae.
AUGGCACAUUCAGUGAGCCCUACUCUCCAAGUACUUCUCCUCAUUUCUCUUGCCUCAUCUUUAGCAAAGGGAGCUGUACAGUAUAAUGUAGUAAGUUAUGGUGCCAAACCUGAUGGCAAAACAGAUUCAACCAAAGCCUUUCUAGCAGCUUGGACACAAGCCUGUGCCUCCACAAAAUCAACCAUCGUAUAUGUUCCUAAAGGAAGGUUCUUUCUUCGUAAAGUGGCAUUCCAGGGUCCUUGCAAAAACAAUGCUAUUGUUUUGCGUAUAGAUGGUACCCUUGUGGCUCCUUCAGAUUACAAGGUCAUAGGCAGUUCUGGGAACUGGCUGAUCUUUGAACAUGUUCAAGGGGUUACGGUUUCUGGUGGGACUCUUGAUGGACAAGGUACUGGAUUGUGGUCUUGCAAGGCCUCUGGCAAGAGUUGCCCUGCCGGUGCAACG